This is a messenger RNA of Diatraea saccharalis (sugarcane borer), 1449 nucleotides long. Lineage: Eukaryota; Metazoa; Arthropoda; Insecta; Lepidoptera; Crambidae. The record is from the annotation of a GenBank genome assembly.
AUGGAUGAGUUAAAGAACAGAGCUGGUGAGAAACUCGAAGCAUUACAAUUAGCAGCUAAAACUGCUGCCGAUGGUGGAAAAAAUAGAGUUCAAGAUGUUUUUUCCCAGGCAGCAGAGAGUAUUAGAAAGCUCCAUGAAGCGUUUCAAGAGCUUUGGCAAAACGAAUUAUUCGCCGAGUCUCGUCAAAGGGUGGUCGCUUGGACGCGUGAGGCGACGCAGCGGAUACGUGAGGGCGCACUGCCAUUGUCUCCAGUACUAUUGUAUGAAGAGCUUGUAGCACUAUUUAAGGACAGAGUAUGGCGCCGCAGCGUAAUAAUAUUCGUGUGCGGGGCGGCAUUGGGCGGAGGCGCCGGACUAUGUGUAGGGCUCCGCGCAGGAGCUCGAGCUCCGUCCGGGCCGCACGCGCGAGCUCUUCACUCGCAGCCCGACCAGUCGGUCAUACUGGUGGAGGACGCUGUAGCGCCCGGCGCCGGCGCAGGUGAGGUAUUGGUGCGAGUGCAAGCGUUUAGCGUUUGCCCUGUAGACCGGGGUGUAUUACGAGGUCGCGGAUCUACGCUCCGCUCGCUUAUAACUAGGACCCAACUCACUGUCGGACGCGGUUUUGCAGGCGUGGUAUUGGACGUGGGUCCAGGCGUGGACUGCUUAGAGUUGGGCGAUGAGGUGUGGGGUUGUAUCAGCGAGUGGGCGGGGGGCGCGGCCGGGGAACUACUCACUGUGCGCAGUACAAGAGUAUCGAAGCGGCCCCGUUCCGUUGCGGCAGACGGUGCGGCUACACUGCCCUGGGCUGCCAGCGGAGCCCUAGCGGCGUUGGAAUACUUAAAUCUCACCCCGGAGACUGCUAAAGGCAAGAGAGUUGCUAUUUGCGGGGCAGCAAGUGGUGAAGGUUGUGUUUUGGUACAACUGUUGAGCUCAUGGGGAGCCCAUCUCACAGUAUUAGCUCCAAGGCAAGCCGCAAUGGUGUUACAAGACUUAGGUGCGCAAGAGUUCGUAGACAGUGUAGAGUCGGGGUCGUGUUGGCGCGCGCUGGAGCAGGCGGGGGCGCGCGCGGGGCCCUGGCACUGCGCCCUCGCGUGCCCCGGGGCCCACGCGGGGCCCUGCACCAACCAGUCCGCCAUACUCAAAGCCACCGCAGCAAAGAAUGCCAUUGUGGAUCUUAGACCGCAACCUUUCAUAUCAGAUCGACUGCCGACACCACUCACUUUUGUGUAUGCCGUCUCUUUCUACACCUUCAGAGCGUUAAGGUGGCUAGUGGGUAUGGGCAGUCAUACGGAUUGGUUAGAAGAUCCCCAUAGAUUGAGACCUGGAUUGGAAUAUAUAGCUGAGCUAGUAGACACCGGCCGCUUGCAGCCCGUUUUGGAUAAGGUUUUCAUGCCUCAAGAUUUCGAAAGUGCUUUAGCUCACGCAUGCAACGAAGACGCAAUAGGCACGACAGUCAUCAGAUUCCCUUAA